AUGUCUUCUCGAGGAGGUCGCGGUGGCGGCCGAGGCGGACGCGGCGGAAAGCAGGACGGCGCCGAGCGCAAGAAGCGGGAAUCCAUCCUCAACCUCGCGCAGUAUGUCGACCAGAGCAUCCGAGUCAAGUUCCUCGGAGGGCGGGAAGUUACCGGUGUGCUCAAGGGCUACGACCAGCUCAUGAACCUCGUUAUGGACGAGGUCGUCGAGACGUAUGAGAGUGAGCUUAUUGCCUCCCUGUUGAGCUGA
This is a messenger RNA of Trichosporon asahii var. asahii CBS 2479, 249 nucleotides long. RefSeq lists its product as uncharacterized. NCBI's taxonomy places the organism in Eukaryota, Fungi, Basidiomycota, Tremellomycetes, Trichosporonales, Trichosporonaceae. Gene Ontology annotation, molecular function: RNA binding. The transcript is spliced from 3 exons. The record is from RefSeq and is a predicted model, not a curated record. Gene Ontology annotation, cellular component: U12-type spliceosomal complex; U6 snRNP; U2-type prespliceosome. The coding region runs from base 1 to 249 and encodes 82 amino acids.